Molecule: messenger RNA, 1008 nt
Organism: Drosophila innubila
Lineage: Eukaryota; Metazoa; Arthropoda; Insecta; Diptera; Drosophilidae
Product: nucleolar and coiled-body phosphoprotein 1
Exons: 3
Coding region: 288-1001 (237 amino acids)
Source: RefSeq, a predicted model, not a curated record
UUACAACACACUCACUCACACACACACACAUACUCUCUUUCUGUUGUGUACCCAGUCUUCCAGUCUACAGUCUUCAGUCUCCAAUCUUCAGUCUACAGUUUAAAGUGACUUAAGUUUUUCGAUCGUCUUCAAAUUUUAACGUCUCGUUUUAAGUGCAUCUUUUUUUUUUGUUCUCUGCUCGUUUCGCGCGUUUUCAAACACUGAAAAAAACAUCAAACUAUAUUUUUUUUGAAAUUCAAGUUUUAUAAAUACCAAACACACACACACACACAACGCACACAGACAAAAUGAAGUACUUUAACAUCUGCCUGCUCUUCGUCAUCUGCGCUCUGUGCUACGGACUGGUGGCAUCCCAGGAGGAGGGUGGGGCAAACGUGUCGCCGGCAAAGAGGAUCGCUGCACUGCGUCGUCCCGUCGGCAAAGCCGCGAAGCCGACGACAACAACAACAACAGCGGCGCCAGCGCACGAAGAUGGCGCCGAGGAGGAUGAGUACAAUGAGGAGGCGGGAGCAGGCGGAGAAAAUGGCCAAUAUGGCGAUGAGAACGAGGAGACGGGCGGCAGAGGAGCGGCGAUCAGCACGACGACAACAACAACGGAGACACCCAAGAAGGUGGGACCUGUCAUCAGGCCCCACAUGUCGAACGAUAACUUCUUCAACUCGCUGAAGCGCCGCCAGCAGAAUGCCAAGAAACAUCGCUCCGAGAAGACGCCCGUCAGCAAACCCGCCAAGAAGUCCGACGAGACAAACGACGAACAGAAUCAGGACAACGCUCCCGCUCCCUCUGCCGCUGCGGCGCCAGCGCCAGCUGCCUCUGCCGGCAAGGGAUACAAAGGCAAUCCGGCAUUGAGCCGUCGCAAGCCGUCGAAGCCCGUGAAAGCAGCGCAGUCGGAGCCGGAGGCCGACGCCGCCGCCGAGGAAUCCGAGCAGCAGCAGAAGGAGGAGGAGCCGAAGCCGAAGCGUCCGCUGAGCUCCCGUUUGGCCUUGAGGAAGCGCAACUAAAUUGCAA